This is a messenger RNA of Mizuhopecten yessoensis (Yesso scallop), 1917 nucleotides long. RefSeq lists its product as uncharacterized. Bases 473 to 1861 code for a protein of 462 amino acids. The transcript has 10 exons. Lineage: Eukaryota; Metazoa; Mollusca; Bivalvia; Pectinida; Pectinidae. The record is from RefSeq and is a predicted model, not a curated record.
GUGCACUAUCAUGUUAUCUCCAGUUCACUACUGUGUAAACUGCAGUGCAUUAUCAUGAUAUCACCGGUUCACUUCUCUGUUAACUCUCUAUCAUAUGACCUAAGUAAUGAUUUCAGUUAUAGUUUAUAAUAAAAAAAAAAGUUUAUGAUAAUAAAUAUGAAAAAAAUGAAUGAACCCAAAAUGUGUUUGAUCAAGUUUUAGAUAUAUUUUACAUAUGAUUUUAAUAACAAUAUAUGAUCAUGCAGUUAGGUACCGCAGACCAAUUAUAUUCCGAUCGUCCAUUAUUAUUUAGGUUGUAAAACCAUUGUCGUGACUUGUUAUAUCUGUACAUAUUUGGCCUUCAGAAAGGUGAUGACUUACACUCCUUUGUUACCGACUGACUUUCAGGACUGUCUUAUCUUGACGGGUCAGCAACUUCUAUAAAAUGUUAUACAUCUGUUUUUGACUACACAGGUAACAAGAAGGAGCAGAAAUGGCCUCUCUGAUUCUUGUCUCCGGAUUGCUGUUUUAUCACAUUUGCUCAGUAUUCACGGCUGGCCCGCAGUGCUUUGAAUGUUCAUCAACUCCUCGACUAGAGUUUUGUGAUACCUUUACACAAUGUGAGGAAGGAGAGAAAUGUUACGUACAAAAGAUACGCACACACAAUGGCCACGACCAGUACACGUCUGGAUGUGUCAGCAACCAAAGUUGCUCUCUGGAUAUGAAUUUCUAUAGAUCGUUUGGUGCUCUAUCACCGUACGGACAGGUGACUUGUGUAGAUUGUUGUGACGGAGACAUGUGUAACAACCAGGGCUGUGGGGACACGGGACCACCACCGAGAGAAUCACGUGGGCCCUACUGUUACCAGUGUCAACACAUGCCAGACCCAAGCUACUGUGAAAGACUCACUAUCUGUGAUGUUAAUGAAGUUUGCACUAUUGAUGAAACAGUUUCAUUUGGACAUCAGUUCUCAAGCGGAUGCCGACGAAAAGGAGAGUGUUUCCACGAAGGUCUGCUUGUGGGGAGGGAUAUACAUAACCUGACGAGAUCGUUCCAACUCUGUCAUAAGUGUUGUUCUGACGACUUUUGUAAUCAAGAUUGUCACGAGGUGGUAUCCUGGAGCGCCUGGAGUCCGUGGGGUACGUGUUCGGCUCAUACUUGUGGCAGUCAUGGACAUCAGAUCCGGAACCGAUCUUGUACAAAUGUCAAAGGAGACAUAACAUCACAAAGCUGUGAGGGUGUACCUAGAGAGGAACGUCACUGUUCAGGCGGUUUAUGUUCAGGUUGUGACGAGUUGUACAACAACGGAGAGCGUACCUCAGGUGUUUAUACCAUAGCCCCGGCCGAACACCAACCCCUGGACGUCGUCUGCGACAUGACAGAUGGAGGAGGUUGGACUGUUCUUCAACACCGGCUUACUGGUUCGGUCAGUUUCAAUCGAAACUGGGCUGAUUACGUCACUGGUUUCGGUGAUCUACGUGGCGAUUUCUGGCUCGGAUUGGAAUACAUUCAUAUGCUGACGUCGCGGGGGGUCCACGUCAUCAUAGAUAUGGUUGCAAUGUCAGGAGAACUAAUACGUUACAGUUACGAUCACUUUCAGGUGAAGGACGCCAGUACGUCGUACGAAUUGUCAGUUUCCGGUGAUAACUCUGUGAAUUGUACAGGCGGAGAAAGACUAAUGUAUAAUAGCCCAUCAAUUUUUUCUUCCCCUGACAGACUGGAUAAUCUCAAAUGUGCAAAUGCCUCUGGUUGGUGGUUUAAACGCGGUACAUGGUUUAACAUAAACGGUAUUAUAGGUGUAGCUGAAAAUAACCAUGGAAUGGCAGUACACUGUCAUAAUAAGAAUUUGCUACUGAAUCAAACCGUUAUGAAGGUAAAAUAGCCAACCCGAUUGUGGAAAUGAAUGAGUGGACAAUGAAUAAAAUAAUAAUCAUCUGC